This is a messenger RNA of Bacillus rossius redtenbacheri, 1688 nucleotides long. RefSeq lists its product as uncharacterized. The record is from RefSeq and is a predicted model, not a curated record. The transcript is spliced from 4 exons. Bases 616 to 1593 code for a protein of 325 amino acids. Lineage: Eukaryota; Metazoa; Arthropoda; Insecta; Phasmatodea; Bacillidae. Gene Ontology annotation, molecular function: nucleic acid binding.
CUGUGUCCUAAGUAUUGUCGGCCUGUGUUUUAACUCACGAGGUUUUUUGUGUUUUAUUUCCAAUUUAUAUUUUUUGGUGUGAGACAACACCGCCAUGUGGCGUCUCUGUUGAAAAGUUAACCUAAAAUCAUAUUAGGCCUACUCAGGUCCUAACAAUAACAAUAUAGGCACUUUCAAGUAUUUUUAUGGGUGUGAUACACGUUUGUUUAUAACGAUGUUUAUAAACUUUAUGAUAGGUUUAACUAUAACAUAAGGGAGUGAUUUUAUAAUUUGCAUUUAAUUAGUUUUUCAUCUGUUUGGGAGAUCACAAAAUAAAUAAAAAAAACACUUCAUUAAUUUCGUGGACAAAGUCUGUCAUGUUUCCAUUUAGUGACCACAAAGCAAAUAUUUGUGACAAAAUGCCAUAUUUGGAACACUGCCUAACUGCGUAUUGUGAACGGGUCCCCGGAAAAGUGUUAUGACAAAUGUUUUUUUUUUUUGGUUAGGUACUACAAGAAAGACAUUGAAGAAGUUUCAACACCAGGAAAAAAGAGGAAAAAAAGGCCACAGGAAGGAAAGUCACUUGACACAGUCGACGAUUUCACAGUAAAUGCAAUCAGGAAUGCAAUUUACAGGAUGUACGCUGAAGGUUUGAAUGUUACAGUCGACACCAUUUUGAAAGAAAUCAGGGAAAGACAAAUAGAUUAUUAUGGUGGAAGAUCAAGUCUUCAUAAAUUGUUAAAGAAGAUGGGAUUUUCAUGGACAACUGUUGAUGGACGAAAAGCUUUGAUAGAGAAUGAAAACAUAGUAUUGAAGCGAAUAGAUUUCUUGAGAAAGUAUACAGAAGAAAAAGAAAGAGGUGCCAAUUUCAUAUUUGUUGAUGAAACAUGGAUUUUCCAGAGAGGCAAGGCAUUAAUUUAUUUGAAAAUUUGUUCUGUGGUCCAAUACAAAGUAUUUCAUUUCCAUUUCAUAUAUUUUUCAGGAACUGUAUCAAAGUCAUGGCAGGACAAGAGUCUACAAUCUGCGAAGAGACGUACUGUUGGAGAUGGUAAAAGGUUUAUUGUUGUUAAUGCUGGAGGGCGCACUGGCUUUGUGCCAGGAGCAGGAUUACUUUUUGUUUCAGGUCAGAAGACUGCAGACUACCAUGGCGAGAUGAAUGGGGAAACUUUCUUGAUGUGGUUUGAAGACAUGUUGGUGCAUCUGGAGGAACCCAGUGUCAUUAUAAUGGACAAUGCUUCAUAUCACAGCACCCAGGUUGAGAAAACACCUACAACGAACUGGACCAAGGAUGCACUGAUCGCGUGGCUGGAGAAGAAUGAGAUAAAACAUGAAAAUAAUUUGUUGAAAGUGGAGCUGCUGAGGAUAGCUAAACAAAACAAGCCCCGAAUACGAUAUGAGGUAGACGAGUUGGCUUGUAACUAUGGCCACGAAAUUCUACGACUCCCACCCUAUCACUGCCACUAUAAUGCAAUCGAACUAGUUUGGGCUCAAUGUAAACACCAUUACAAUAGUAACGUGGGGCGGGCCAAGAGAUUUGACAAUGAUGCAGUUGCAGCCAUCUGGAAAGAGGCUCUUGAUGCUUCCACACCAGAGAGGUAUUUUCAUGUUGCAUGACCAAUGGGGUAUUCCUUUUGAAGUAGAAAUUGUUUUAUUUUCCUGUAGAACAUUCCUCAAGCUUCAGCAAAACCCUUACCAUACAUUUUUACAUA